Capronia epimyces CBS 606.96 is the source of this 417-nucleotide messenger RNA. RefSeq lists its product as uncharacterized. The coding region runs from base 1 to 417 and encodes 138 amino acids. The transcript has 3 exons. Lineage: Eukaryota; Fungi; Ascomycota; Eurotiomycetes; Chaetothyriales; Herpotrichiellaceae. The record is from RefSeq and is a predicted model, not a curated record. Gene Ontology annotation, molecular function: carbon-sulfur lyase activity.
AUGGCUCCCUACCAAGGCCAAUGCCACUGCGGUAACACUACCUGGACCGCUGAAAUCCCCGAAGAGAAACACAUCCUGUGCCACUGCGGAGCCUGCAAGGCCCUGGGAGGCGGUGAAUUUACUCUCAACCAGGUCAUCCCCAAAUCCAACUUCAACUUGACCAAGGGAGAUCUCAAGGUCUACACCUACAAGGGCGAUUCCGGAAAUUCCGUCGACUGUUACAUGUGUCCCAACUGCGCGGCCAGCCCGUAUCAUCACCAGAAUGUUAUGGGUCCCGACACCAUCGUCAUCCGGACGGGUUUGUUGAAGGGAAGCGAGAAAUGGGGAAAGCCGGCCGCCGAACUCUACGACAAGUUUCGACCAAGCUGGCUUCCUCAGACGGGCGAUGCCAGCUUUGCCCUAACGCCUCCUUCCUAG